AUGUACAACAUUUACGUUACAAAUCAAGCUGAAGAGAACGUAUACUUCCGCCUACGAAGGGAAACAAUCAGAGCGUUCACAGUUGCAAGCGAGUUUGUCAGUCGAGUAGAAGAAUUGUCCAAGGGCCAGCAAGAGUCUCAGGCAAACUCCAGCAGUUUAAAUUCGUACUUAAUAAGCAUGCAUUUUUGUAUCAUUCCUCCACAAACGACCAUGUCUUUUACCAUUGGACCCGUAGAUGAUUCAUCCGCAAUGUGGGCUUCUCUCUAUGCGCGAUCGAAGUUGUGGAUUAUGGACUAUAAAGUUGAUUAUGUCAACUUUGGAUGCUUGUUUGUAAAACAGACGAGCAGUUUGGGAGCUUUCUAUCUUAUCCAGGCGAAUCCUGAGCCAGUUUGGAUUUCAGCCAAGAAGGGAGACGCAGUCCCCGACGGGAUCGUUAAAGCUGGCAGCAGUGCGACGAACGGCUUUGAGUACUAUGUUGGUCGUUCAACCCUAGCUAUACCAUGCCCUGUUGCUUCCAUGAAUGGUCAGUGUAGCUUCUGGAUUCCAGGAGAAAGCAAAAACGAGGAAAGUGGCGAGCUGUUGCGUGACACAGGUCAUCAAUGGAUUCGAGCAUCAAGAGGCGACCCUAUACCACCUAAUUCUGUAAUCGUCGGAGUAAGAGGGGUUGAAGGAUCGGUUUUUCUCGGAAGGGUGGGAAGAGAGCCGUGCUCCAUCAUCACGGGAAAUGGAAAAAUCAAAGAUUUCUGUUGCUUUCCACUCGGGGAGGAAACGCGAGUUGAAAAUGGUGAGGUGAUUGUGCUGACCAACGGUAUAUUGAGUUUGAAGUGA
Molecule: messenger RNA, 828 nt
Organism: Porites evermanni
Lineage: Eukaryota; Metazoa; Cnidaria; Anthozoa; Scleractinia; Poritidae
Source: the annotation of a GenBank genome assembly